Molecule: messenger RNA, 1184 nt
Organism: Nymphaea colorata (pocket water lily)
Lineage: Eukaryota; Viridiplantae; Streptophyta; Magnoliopsida; Nymphaeales; Nymphaeaceae
Exons: 6
Coding region: 100-888 (262 amino acids)
Biological process (GO): DNA damage response; fatty acid metabolic process
Cellular component (GO): mitochondrial matrix
Source: RefSeq, a predicted model, not a curated record
CCCGAAGGUGCAUUGGAAACCCGCCAAUUGGAGCUGUUAUACAUCGUUGUUCGGCGGCGGGUCAGUGAAUUGAAACUGAACUCCACGGACGGUAACCAGAUGGAGUUGGAUGACCAGAAGAGCGCUCUGAGAGAAGUGUUUGGGGACUCCUCAGACGGAGAACCUGAAGGGGAAGAAGAUCAUCCCAGGAUUGUAUUGGAAAGAGAGCACAAUCCGCCGGCGUGGGAGAAGGUGGAAGGCAUAAACGGUCUGUGGAUCUGCGAAAAUUUCCUCUCUCCAUGCAAUCAAAUCUCAUUACUCCACGCCAUUCAACAAGAAGGAUGGUUUUCCGAGCAAUCUCACAAUCAGGCUAUGAGGUUUGGAGAUCUUCCAAAUUGGGCUAUUGAACUUUCCUGCUGCAUCCAUGAAGCUGUUUAUCUGUUUGAGUUGAAUGGUGAAAAUCAUGGCCAUUUAACUGCUUGUGCUCACUGCAAAGUGGAAGAGCACCCGUUUCCAGCUGAUCUGCUCUGGAGGGAGCCACUUUUUGACCAAAUGAUUGUCAAUGUAUACCAUCCGGGUGAGGGAAUAUGCAGUCACGUAGACCUCAUGCGUUUUGAUGAUGGAAUUGCCAUAAUCUCGUUGGAAUCUGAUUGUGUGAUGCACUUCACAUUAGCGAAGGAGGCUUCCAGCAGCCAGAAAGGCAAAGAAGAGGACAAAGGAUAUUGUAUUUCGGACAAGGUUCCUGUCCUCUUAAAGCCUGGAUCUCUUGUUCUCAUGUCAGGAGAGGCUCGCUAUCUGUGGAAACAUGAAAUUAACCGCAAGCCAGGGUUUCAGGUCUGGGAGGGGAGAGAAAUUGGCCAACAGAAAAGAACGUCUGUCACUCUACGGAGGCUCUGUGUGACAGGGUGAACUCGAAAACAACCGCGACGGUGCACCACGACAACUUCAUAUUGUCUAAGUAUAUUCUUCUGUGUCAACACUUCGGCAACGAAACUGCUUAUGCAUGAUUGGUUUACCUGUCUAUUUUUCAGUUAGCUUUUUAAAGCUUUUAAUUGCAAGAACGAAGGAUGGAACGAUGAGUGUCAUUAACAAUGGCGAGGCACUAAGAGAAUGAUACGACGAAAGUAGGACCCAAAACGGCCCCUUCCAAAUAUCGGCCAUAUUUUGUAUCGUGUAUUUGUAGGAGAGAAAAAAAAAUAAUUUUU